Colossoma macropomum (tambaqui) is the source of this 1499-nucleotide messenger RNA. It is a transcript of the gene phb2b, whose product is annotated as prohibitin 2b. Gene Ontology annotation, cellular component: membrane; mitochondrion. Bases 53 to 964 code for a protein of 303 amino acids. The record is from RefSeq and is a predicted model, not a curated record. The transcript has 10 exons. Gene Ontology annotation, biological process: mitochondrion organization. Lineage: Eukaryota; Metazoa; Chordata; Actinopteri; Characiformes; Serrasalmidae.
GUCUGAACGGAAGUUGGUCCGCGGCGGCGACCUUGGCUGUCUGAGAGCGAGCAUGGCGAAUAAAGAGCCGAGCAGGUUCCUUCAGCAGUUGAGGGACAUCGCCAGUCGCAUGUCCUCUGGCUCAAGGGGAGCAGGGUUGGGACUGAAGUUACUCAUUGGUGCUGGUGCACUUGCCUAUGGAGUCAAAGAAGCCACAUAUACAGUGGAAGGUGGUCAGCGGGCAAUCAUCUUUAACAGAAUUGGUGGAAUGCAGAUGGACACCGUACUGGCUGAGGGGCUUCACUUUAGGAUGCCAUGGUUUCAAUACCCCAUUAUAUAUGAUAUCAGAGCCAAACCACGGAAGAUUUCCUCUUUGACUGGAAGUAAAGACCUUCAAAUGGUGAACAUUGCCCUGCGUGUGUUGUCACGACCUGUGGCCUCGAACCUCCCUUACAUGUACCAGCAGCUGGGAAAGGACUAUGAUGAACGUGUGCUCCCCUCCAUUGUUAAUGAGGUCCUCAAGAGUGUGGUAGCCAAAUUCAACGCCUCCCAGCUUAUCACGCAAAGAGCUCAGGUUUCUUUGCUGAUUCGUCGAGAGCUGUUUGAGCGGGCUAAGGACUUCAACAUCAUUCUGGACGAUGUGGCUAUCACAGAGUUGAGCUUCAGUAAAGAGUAUACAGCAGCUGUGGAGGCCAAACAAGUUGCCCAGCAGGAGGCUCAGAGAGCUCAGUUCUUUGUUGAGAAAGCCAAACAAGAACAGAAGCAGAAAAUCAUCCAAGCUGAAGGAGAAGCCCAAGCAGCCAAAAUGUUAGGAGAGGCGGUUACGAAGAAUCCUGGAUACCUAAAACUCAGACGAAUCCGAGCCGCUCAGAACAUCGCCAAAACGGUUGCAGCCUCCCAGAACAGAGUUUACCUGAAUGCAGACAGUCUAGUCCUGAACCUUCAGGAUGACUCUUUUAACAAAUUGUCGCUUGGAAAGAAGUAAGCUGUGCAGAGAGCACUUUCGUUGAGUGUGGAGGUUCUGCCUGCAGCAACCAGGAGCAUGUUCUUAAGGUGCCAGUUUCUGAUUAUAUUUCAGAGUGCUUACCAACCCAGGAAAGACUCUGAAUGGCUGCUGUAUGUUUCUGGUAAUAACCCUAAUCUUCACAUGCAUUUGUCAGUUCAAAUUCUUUACUGGUUUGUGUAGUCAACACAUCCACUGUUGAGUCUCAUGUUCAUUUUCAGUAAGAUGAAGUGUGCUACUGUACAUAAAUAUGUUUGUAAAUUCUAUGCAACAUUCAGAUCUGUCAUGGAAAUCGUAUUUAAUUAUUUUUCUCUCUAUUAUGCUGAUUGUUGCUGUUGAUGUGAAAGGUGACAUGUCUUUUAGUGAUGGUUCAUGCGAUCAAGGCUGACUGAAAAAUGAAAAAUCCAUCCAUUCUCUGAAGGAUGACAACUUUGCUGUACUGCUAUGGCCCAUCUAUUGGUGUAUGUAACUUAGCUCUGAAAGGACAGCAAAAUAAAGCCUUUUCUAUUUCAAACCA